This is a messenger RNA of Gymnogyps californianus (California condor), 1023 nucleotides long. RefSeq names its product phosphatidylinositol glycan anchor biosynthesis class C (gene PIGC). The record is from RefSeq and is a predicted model, not a curated record. Gene Ontology annotation, cellular component: glycosylphosphatidylinositol-N-acetylglucosaminyltransferase (GPI-GnT) complex; membrane. Lineage: Eukaryota; Metazoa; Chordata; Aves; Accipitriformes; Cathartidae. The coding region runs from base 34 to 912 and encodes 292 amino acids. Gene Ontology annotation, biological process: GPI anchor biosynthetic process. The transcript has a single exon.
CCGUCCCCCCGCCCCAGGCCCCGGCCCGGGGAGAUGGAGCCGGUCCCCGGGCGGCGGUGGCAGAAGGUGCUGUACGAGCGGCAGCCCUUCCCCGAUAACUACGUGGACCAGCGGUUCCUGGAGGAGCUGCGGAAGAACGUGCACGCCCGCCGGUACCGGUACCGGGCCGUCGUCUUCCAGUCGGGAGCGGUGGUGCAGCAGCUGUGCAGCGUCUGCGUCUUCGUCGUCACCUGGUGGUACAUGGACGCCGGGACGCUGAGCCCGCAGGGGCUUUUCGGGGCGGCCCUGGUCUCCUCCCUGCUCGGCUAUGUCCUCUUCGACGCCGUGGACGGCGGGGCCGGGCGGCGGGAGAGUGGGCGGCCGCGGUGGGCCGACCUGAAGAGCACGCUGGUGUUCGCCGCCUUCACCUACGGCUUCUCGCCGGUGCUGAAGACGCUGACAGAGUCCAUCAGCACGGACACUAUCUACGCCAUGUCGGCCCUCAUGCUCCUCGGUCACCUCAUCUUCUUCGACUACGGUGCCAACGCCGCCAUUGUCUCCAGCACGCUGUCCCUCAACAUGGCCAUCUUUGCCUCGGUGUGCCUGGCUUCCCGCCUGCCUCGCUCCCUCCACGCCUUCGUCAUGGUCACCUUUGCCAUGCAGAUCUUUGCCCUCUGGCCCAUGCUGCAGAAGAAGCUGAAAGCCCAGACACCCCGAUGCUACGUGGGGGUGACGGUGCUCUUCGCACUGGCAGCGCUGGCGGGGCUGGCCACCGUCUCCAGCGUGGGUGCCGUGCUCUUUGCCUCACUGCUGCUCGCCGUCUCCUGCCUCUGCCCUUACUGCCUCAUCCGCCUUCAGCUGCACAAGGACAACAUCCACGGGCCGUGGGACGAGGCUGAAAUCAAGGAGGACCUCUCCAGGUUCCUCAUGUAGGCCUGGCCCAGGGGGAGAGGGGACUUUCUGCUGUGAGCAGUGCUCACAGUGCAAAGGUCCUUGCUGGGGGACAGCCCUGGGGGGAGGACACCAGCCCAAUAAAGCGUCUCG